AGAAAAUUAAUGUUUAGCAGCGCAUAAACAAGUCGUAGGUGGAUGACAUGGUCUGUGAGCUAACCAAGCACCAUCUAGCAGAUAAAAUACCGCCACGUGACCCAUCUUACCAUUCCUCCUCUACUUCCCCUAUAUAUAAUCGCCCCCCCUCCCCCUCCAUUUCCUGUAAUAAUCCACUUCAUUAACAUUCCCCUCUCCUUUUCUUCAAAUCGAGGCCAGAACAUAAAAAGAAACAGGAGUUGCAAAGUCCAAUUCUGGUUAGUUAGAUCCCACUUUUUAACUAGGAGUACAGUCUAAACAAAAUACUCCUGGCCAGUUUGAGUUUUGUACAAUAUGGCGACAGGACAACUCUUCUCUCGAACAACACAAGCUCUGUUUUACAAUUAUAAGCAGCUGCCUAUUCAACGCAUGCUUGAUUUUGAUUUUCUUUGUGGGAGGGAAUUACCGUCUGUAGCUGGAAUCAUUAACCCUGGUGCUGAGGGAUUUCAGAAACUCUUUUUCGGUCAAGAGGAAAUAGCAAUCCCUGUGCAUUCGACUAUUGAGGCAGCUUGUGCUGCUCAUCCAACUGCUGAUGUGUUUAUCAACUUCGCAUCAUUCAGAAGUGCGGCUGCUUCAUCCAUGUCUGCUCUGAAGCAGCCAACCGUUCGAGUUGUGGCUAUUAUAGCUGAGGGUGUUCCUGAGGCAGACGCCAAACAAUUGAUUGCAUAUGCUCGGGCUAACAAUAAGGUUGUCAUUGGUCCAGCUACUGUUGGAGGCAUUCAAGCUGGAGCAUUCAAGAUAGGCGAUACUGCUGGAACAAUCGAUAACAUAAUUGCUUGCAAGCUGUACCGGCCUGGAUCUGUUGGAUUUGUCUCCAAAUCAGGUGGUAUGUCUAAUGAACUAUACAAUAGCAUUGCCCGUGUAACCGAUGGAAUUUAUGAAGGUAUUGCAAUCGGAGGGGAUGUGUUCCCAGGAUCUACUCUUUCUGAUCAUGUCCUGAGGUUUAACAACAUCCCACAGGUUAAAAUGAUAGUUGUACUUGGGGAACUUGGUGGAAGAGACGAGUAUUCUCUUGUUGAAGCCCUAAAACAGGGAAAGGUAAGCAAACCAGUGGUUGCUUGGGUCAGUGGAACUUGCGCGCGACUCUUUAAGUCAGAAGUGCAAUUUGGUCAUGCUGGUGCUAAAAGUGGUGGUGAGAUGGAGUCUGCUCAAGCAAAAAAUCAAGCACUGAAAGAUGCUGGAGCUGUUGUUCCCACUUCAUAUGAAGCUUUUGAGACUGCAAUUAAGGAAACAUUUGAGAAACUGGUUGAAGAGGGGAAGAUAUCAUCUGUUAAGGAGUUUACGCCUCCACAAAUCCCAGAAGAUCUUAACAUUGCAAUCAAGAGUGGAAAAGUUCGGGCACCAACUCAUAUUAUUUCUACCAUCUCUGAUGACAGAGGUGAGGAACCAUGCUAUGCUGGCGUGCCAAUGUCUUCCAUUGUUGAACAGGGUUAUGGCGUGGGUGAUGUCAUCUCUCUUUUAUGGUUCAAGCGCAGCCUUCCACGUUACUGUACCCAUUUUAUUGAGAUAUGCAUCAUGUUGUGUGCUGACCAUGGUCCCUGUGUCUCUGGUGCUCACAACACUAUAGUAACUGCAAGGGCAGGAAAGGACCUAGUUUCCAGCCUUGUCUCAGGUUUGCUCACAAUUGGUCCCCGAUUUGGUGGUGCCAUUGAUGAUGCUGCUCGGUACUUUAAGGAUGCAUAUGACAGGGGUCUAACACCCUAUGAGUUUGUUGAAAGCAUGAAAAAGAAGGGAAUACGAGUUCCUGGUAUUGGGCACAGGAUCAAGAGAGGGGACAACAGGGAUAAAAGAGUGGAGCUUCUACAGCUGUUCGCUCGCACGCAUUUCCCUUCUGUGAAGUAUAUGGAGUAUGCUGUUCAAGUUGAAACUUACACUCUCUCAAAGGCCAAUAACUUGGUCCUUAACGUCGAUGGCGCGAUUGGGUCCCUUUUCUUGGAUCUCCUUGCAGGCAGUGGAAUGUUUACUAAACAAGAGAUUGAUGAGAUUGUUGGGAUUGGUUAUUUGAAUGGGCUCUUUGUGUUGGCGCGUUCCAUUGGUUUGAUUGGGCACACCUUUGACCAGAAGAGAUUGAAACAGCCUCUAUACCGUCACCCAUGGGAGGAUGUUCUCUACUCCAAGUGAGAGAAUAACAGGUAGCAGGUGCAGCUCUCACGUGCUCUACACAAGCCUUUUGUUUUUCAAAUUUCUUGAGUCUCUGCUGAAAUGUCUGUUCAGUUGUUAGAUUAGUGUUGAGCUGCGGCGAGGUCAAGCGUUCCAUUGUGUUUGGAAGUUAUAAGUAGCCUUUUAUCAUUUAUUAAACAGAUGUUGCUAUAAGAUGCUAGUUUCAGAUUUCAAGAAGGAAUAACUAUGUUGCUGUGAUGUAUGGGUAAAGAACAUUAACCAUCACCCAAAUGUAAGAGAAUUUGUCCUUUCUUGGUAUUCCCUUUGGAUUUUUGGUCACAUUCUCCUGUUGUGGAUGCUAAUAAAGUAAAUGAAAUAAGGUUUUUUUUUUUUUU
Messenger RNA from Populus trichocarpa (black cottonwood), 2534 nucleotides. RefSeq names its product ATP-citrate synthase beta chain protein 2. The record is from RefSeq and is a predicted model, not a curated record. Gene Ontology annotation, cellular component: cytosol. Lineage: Eukaryota; Viridiplantae; Streptophyta; Magnoliopsida; Malpighiales; Salicaceae. The transcript has 17 exons. Gene Ontology annotation, biological process: acetyl-CoA biosynthetic process; tricarboxylic acid cycle; fatty acid biosynthetic process. The coding region runs from base 334 to 2160 and encodes 608 amino acids. Gene Ontology annotation, molecular function: ATP citrate synthase activity.